AAAAUGAUCGCAACCGUCGUCGACGGGAACGCUAAAUCCAGACCUUCAACACAGCCCUUACAUCCUCCAGACCCAGCAAAAUGGUGGUAAAGAUCCGCCUCGCGCGCUUCGGGCGCACAAACGCUCCCUUCUACAACAUAGUCGUCGCCCAUGCACGAACCGCCCGCAACAGCCGGCCUCUCGAAGUCCUAGGCACGUACGACCCAAUCCCGAAAAGGGACACGUACGAUCGCUCGGGGAAACUGCACAAGGACAUCAAACUGGACAUCACAAGAGCAAAGUACUGGAUUGGCGUCGGGGCGCAACCGACGGAUACUGUCAGGAGGUUAUUAUCGCUGGUUGGCAUUAUGGAGCCGAAAUACAGACCGGCAGCCCCAGCGCCAGCGGCAGCGGCUAAGGAGCCGGUGAAGAAGUGAGAGCGAGAUUGCGACGACAUAUUAUCGAUCGACUGUAUCUAUAUUUGCGAGGUUCUGUGUACAUGGGAGUUAUAGACGGCGUUUACAAAACGAGAUCUGGGGGUUGAAUGAUACGGAUAUCACCAGGGGCUUCAACUUCUCCAUUGGCUUUGGGCGUGAUUCCGAGCAGCCACAGCGGCAACAAGCAUUAUGUCGACCGAUGCCUCGAUUGCCCGAUGAUUGCUGGACUAUUCGAAGGAAACACUGUCCGCUAUGUUUGGUAUAUUAUGGGGGAGGGGGUGUCAGGGGCUCUAAGCAAGCAGGACUCUCGAAGGCUGUUGCCAUCUUGGACAUGUACUCACUCAGGGGUUGCGCUAAUCUAUAUAACAAAAAUCUACGACACAUGGCUGCUAAUAACUGGCAUCAUACAUGAUAUGGACAAUGUAUCGCACAGAUGAUGUACUGUGCGGAACUGGAGAGUGUAUAUGCUUUUGCGAGAAC
Molecule: messenger RNA, 896 nt
Organism: Canariomyces notabilis
Lineage: Eukaryota; Fungi; Ascomycota; Sordariomycetes; Sordariales; Chaetomiaceae
Product: ribosomal protein S16, mitochondrial
Exons: 3
Coding region: 81-416 (111 amino acids)
Biological process (GO): mitochondrial translation
Cellular component (GO): mitochondrial small ribosomal subunit; ribosome
Molecular function (GO): structural constituent of ribosome
Source: RefSeq, a predicted model, not a curated record